Molecule: messenger RNA, 5854 nt
Organism: Aethalodelphis obliquidens (Pacific white-sided dolphin)
Lineage: Eukaryota; Metazoa; Chordata; Mammalia; Artiodactyla; Delphinidae
Gene: IGF2BP1
Product: insulin like growth factor 2 mRNA binding protein 1
Exons: 10
Coding region: 168-1493 (441 amino acids)
Molecular function (GO): RNA binding
Source: RefSeq, a predicted model, not a curated record
AGCUUCUCUAAGGUGGAGGUGGGAGUGGUGCACAGGUGGUCAUCUCCCUUUCUUCUGGCAUGUUCCGCGUUGUAACCCAGCUGAGUGCUGUACACCUGGAGGGCAUUGGGUGUGAUUGGCAUGGAUUGGAGUGACCAGUAGAUUCUCCCUCUGUCCUCAGAGCCAUCAUGAAGCUGAACGGCCACCAGCUGGAGAACCACGCCUUGAAGGUCUCCUACAUCCCUGAUGAGCAGAUAGCACAGGGUCCCGAGAACGGGCGCCGAGGCGGCUUUGGCUCUCGGGGUCAGCCCCGCCAGGGCUCUCCUGUGGCAGCAGGAGCCCCAGCCAAGCAACAGCAAGUGGACAUCCCCCUGCGGCUCCUUGUGCCCACCCAGUACGUGGGCGCCAUCAUUGGCAAGGAGGGCGCUACCAUCCGCAACAUCACGAAACAGACCCAGUCCAAGAUCGACGUGCACAGGAAGGAGAACGCAGGCGCUGCCGAGAAGGCCAUCAGCGUGCACUCGACCCCCGAGGGCUGCUCCUCUGCCUGUAAGAUGAUCUUGGAGAUUAUGCACAAGGAGGCAAAGGACACCAAAACGGCUGACGAGGUUCCCCUGAAGAUCCUGGCCCAUAAUAAUUUCGUGGGGCGUCUCAUUGGCAAGGAGGGGCGCAACCUGAAGAAGGUGGAGCAGGACACAGAGACGAAAAUCACCAUCUCUUCGCUACAGGACCUCACCCUCUAUAACCCCGAGAGGACCAUCACCGUGAAGGGCGCCAUCGAGAACUGCUGCCGGGCCGAGCAGGAGAUCAUGAAGAAAGUUCGGGAAGCCUAUGAGAAUGACGUGGCUGCCAUGAGUCUGCAGUCUCACCUCAUCCCCGGCCUGAACUUGGCUGCUGUAGGCCUUUUUCCAGCCUCCUCCAGUGCAGUCCCACCACCUCCCAGCAGCGUCACCGGAGCUGCCCCCUACAGCUCCUUUAUGCAGGCUCCAGAGCAGGAGAUGGUGCAGGUGUUCAUUCCUGCCCAGGCAGUGGGCGCCAUCAUCGGCAAGAAGGGGCAGCACAUCAAACAGCUCUCCCGUUUCGCCAGCGCUUCCAUCAAGAUUGCUCCUCCUGAAACUCCGGACUCCAAACUUCGUAUGGUCAUCAUCACUGGACCCCCAGAGGCCCAAUUCAAGGCUCAGGGAAGAAUUUAUGGAAAACUCAAGGAGGAGAACUUCUUUGGUCCCAAGGAGGAAGUAAAGCUGGAGACCCACAUCCGGGUGCCAGCGUCGGCAGCUGGCCGGGUCAUUGGCAAAGGUGGCAAAACGGUGAAUGAGCUGCAAAAUUUGACAGCAGCUGAGGUGGUGGUGCCGAGAGACCAGACCCCUGAUGAGAACGACCAGGUCAUCGUCAAGAUCAUCGGGCAUUUCUAUGCCAGCCAGAUGGCUCAGCGGAAGAUACGAGACAUCUUGGCCCAAGUCAAACAGCUGCACCAAAAGGGACAGAGUAACCAGGCCCAGGCCCGGAGGAAGUGACGGGCCCCUACCCAUCACGUCGGCUCAAGGACAACAGGCCGAAAUCGAGAGCACGUUCUCCCCAGCAGGCCUGAGAAUGAGCGCGAAUCAGGGACACUUGGGCCGGGAUGUAGAUCAGGUUUGCCCACUUGCUUGAGGAAGUUGUUCCAGUGAGGAACCCUGAUCUCUCAGCCCUAAACACCCAACCAAUUGGCCCAACACUGCCCACCCCUGAGGGUGUCACCAUGGAAAUUCUAGCUCAGGGUGCUUUUAAACGUGGAUUGUUUAAGUUCUCUAGGUCCCACCGAGAGGGUGGGUCAGACCCCAGUGGGAAGAGAAAUAAAAUUUCCUUCAGGCUUUUAAAACACGCAGAGGGGUGUUUUAAUCAACCUCAAAGGAUGGUUUACUUCUUGACCCUAAGAUCCUUCCAACCUUCUACUUGGUUUAUUGAUUAAAAUACCUCUAUUCUUGUGCCCUGACAUAGCCUUUUCGUAUAUUCACGCUGGUUAUGUUACCUUUCUGCUACUGGCAAAAGUGAGAACCAAUCCAUUGCUUUGCUUACGUUAUUGACUCGAAGGGAGAAGACACAUUGGCAUCUGUAGAUUAAUUCCAAUCCCUUCCUAACCAGCCAGUAGGAAUGGCAAGGAAUGGGGGAGAAAUGGGGAGAAAGGUGAUUGAACUGUACAGUAAUCCACGUUUAAAAGGAGUGCCCUUGUGGCUGAUUGAUUCCAGAUCACCACCUUGAAAAAUUGGCACAGUUCAAAUUUCCCGCUCUGUUGGGGCUUCCCCACUAGGAUUCCCGCCCCGUUCAUGUCCCUCUAACCACGUAAGUCCCACGUCAUGUCCAGGUGCACAUGGGUGGUACUGACUGCUCAGCGGGAUAGGGGCUGACCACUGUACUGUCCCUGAUUCCUAUCAUUCUCAGGCAGAUUUUAUAUUUUUUUAAAGUCUAUUUUAAUGAUUGGAUACGAGCACUGGGAAGGGGACACUAACGCCCCUUGAUAAAGUCUCAGUUCCAUGGAGGACUUGAGUGGCCCCAAAGGCUGCCACUGUGCCCUCACGCCAGCCCAUGUGCUCCCAUAAGGGCUGGUUCCCAGAAGCAGGGGUUGCGGGGCACUCCCCCCCACGGCACUGUUCCCUUGGUGGUGGUGGGACGUGGAACCCGACCCUCGGCUCCUGAUAAAGCUGAAGUCCAUCAUUUGGCAUCUUUCAUGACUGUUCAGUAAAUUGGAGAGAAAAUUUGCUUCUGUUUCUAUCCUAGAGGCCUAUUGAACUGAUGGCUUCUGCCUCCACGAGUCGUUGGCAUGACGUUACGUGUGCCUAAAAAAAACAAAAUUCAAAAUACCAGCAACGUUGUGCACAAAGGGGUAAACAAGCUUAAUUUAUUAAUUUUCCAGGCUCAGCAAGAUCCCGUUUUCAGUUCAGCCCUUGUGGAAGACUUAUCAGCCAUCAGUUAAAUGAGGUUAGGCCUCCCCUCCAGACGUACUGACCGUCAGUGCAUGUUAGCCAGGUGGUGCACUUUAGCUACCUUGGACAAUGCUAUCAAGUGUGCUGGGAAGGGAGGAAGGCCUCCCGCAUGUGGACGAGCCCAUGCUCUGGACUCCCCUCCUUCCGACAUUGCAACAACGACAGUAACAACCAGACAACCUUGACAUGUGGGCGGAGUCAGUCAGGUAAUGCUGUGCGCGAAGUAAACUACCUCAAGGUAUGAAGUUACCUCAGCAAUUACUUUCCUCUUUGUUCCCCCACCUCUUUUUUUUUAAUCUUUUUUUUUCUUUGCGGCUUGCUGAUAUUUUAUAUAAAAAAGAAAAGAAGCAAAAGAGAAGCUGAUAGUCUUGAAUAUUUUAUUUUUUUAAUGAAAAGAAAAAAAAACGAGAAAGUUAUGUUUCAUAAUUUCUUACAACAUGAGCCAGUGUAACCCUUUAGGAACUCUCUAUGGAGAACAGGCCCUGUGGGAAAGGCAGCUGGAGCUGCCCCUUGGACGGAGGCUGGGCCGAGUGGGGGAAGGCCCAUGCGUGUGAGAGAGCCCAGGGCCAGGCUCUGAUCUCCUAAGCCACCAGCCUCUCCCAGGAAAAUCCUGCCUGAUGAGAUUAACAGGCCCAGCAGAACUGCGGCCCCAAGGGCGAAACAACAGCCCCUCCAACGGCCGGCCUGUGGUCUCCCCUCCCCGCUUUGGUUAAAGGGCACCCCAGUCGGUUUUUCCCACUAGUGGUGCUGUUGAGAUAUUUAAAAAUAUUGCCUCCGUUUUAUCGAGGAGAGAAAUAAUAACUAAAAAAAGAUACCCUUUAAAAAAUCUAUACUUCUCUGUCUAAAAAUAUGGGAGCCAAGAUUCCAUUAGUGGAAGAGACAAAGCCAUCCUCUCGCCCUCAGAGAGGUCCACCUGAUUUGUUGUUGCAGUGCUUUUCACUUUUUGUUCUUGUUAUUUCAUUUCAAUCCCGUCUUGCUAUUCUCGGUCUUUUAUCAACAGACCAAGGGGCAAACAGUUAACUGCCCCCUCUGUCUCCCCGUCUUCUUUCGAUUGAUCUGAUGGACUCUUAACCGUGGACCCAAACUUACCAAAUUCUUGAUUUAGGGUGGUGGGUGGCAAGGAGGGGCAGGGGAUUCGGGAAUGUGACUGGGGACAGGUUCCUGCCUCAUUUGUGUCUUGUCACUCUCUCCCCAUGACAUUCCUGGAUAGCCCCCAGAACUGUCUACCCCAAAGAGGAGGAGGCAGGAAAGCAUUUAGGGAUGCUAUCAGGCCAGUAUAAUUAAGCUUCCCACCUGUCCAAACCACAAAAAAAAAAAAGGGUCUCCCAACUUCUCUUUCUGGCUCUCUACGCUUUAUUCCAAGAUGAAGCAGAUAACGUUCAGACGUCGGCCGUUUAGUGAUGUAAGGUGAAUUUCCGGCAGCAAGCAUGCUUUGAUAUCCGGUUCAAACGCUACCAUCGGAAUAAAAUCCCCACAGUACCUGAAAUGUGAUUGUUGCAGUGUUCAGUUUCCUUGGGAUCCGGCUCCCUUCACACCUGAAGCCCACUUCCUUUCCCUUUCGCUGACUCAGCUCCCAGAAGAGACCAGGAGUGUGGCAAGGGACUGUCAGACUUGACCUGGACUAGGCACGGCUGAUACUCGCCCAGCAGGAAAAUGGUGGAAGUUACGCUACCAGAAAGCAAAGGAAUAUGGUUUGGUGGUUAAGGUUUAGCAGGAUAAAAGGCCUGUCUUGGUGGGUCUGCCCUUGACCUGUAGACGAGGGCUUUGGGCACCUCAUGCCCGCCUGCACAUCACCUCCAUUUCCCCAUCCUUGGUGAGAUAACAACGUGAAACGCACUUGGGAGGUUUGGUUGAUUUGAGAAAAACGACUUUGAAAAAAAAAACAGCUUCUGUGCUCUGAUAUGUGUGUGAGCUACAUAUAUAUUUUGAAGAAAGGACCAUCACUUUGGGAAAUAUUGUUUAAUUCUGUGGAACACGUAAAAAACCAAAAUGGUUUGAUUCCCUGACUUUGAAGCUGCAUCUGACAGUGACACCCAAUGGCUUGAAACCCCUCGAGGGUCUGCUUGCCUUUUGCAGUUUGGGUUGUGGACUUGGCUCUUAGGGAGGGGUCUGGGGAGGAGAGAGCUGUUUUUAGGGACAGGGAGUUUCAUCACCUUCUCUUUCCUCCCCUUCACCUGGUCCUUCUCAGUCUUUUUCCCUUUACCCUGAGCUCUCCACUUCUGGGGGGCGGUUGGGGGCUGUUAAGUUAUGCCUCACGAUUGGCAGAAAAGACCCUGUGUAAAACCCAGAGAACACUGGAGGGGAACACUCCAGUUGGUUCUGUGUGUCCGUUUUCCUCUGUGCCAAAGACAGACAGACAGAGGCUGAGAGACGCCAUUUCUGAAUCGAAGCAAUAACCAUCUUUUGACGUAGACCUGGGCUGUCUGAGUGGGGGAGGGCUCCCGGACGCAGCGUGGGCUUGGAGACCCGCCCCUUCCCUUCUGAGGCUCCUGGGGGAUUGGGGGCGGUACGUGCCAGGGGGCGGGGAGCUGAGAAGGGGGUCCGAUGGCUCCUGGUUGCACUUUGGAGGAGGAGGGGAAGUUCGGGGCUCCUCCGAGUGGGGCUGUGCUCUGUCCCCUGACCCCACUGCAGAGGCAGCACUGCGAGUUCUCUUCAGGCCUGGCAGACUGGCAACGAGGAGGGGCCUCAGUUAGCUCUCAAGGGUGCCUUCCCCUCCUCCCACCCCAGACGUACCCUCUGCCAAACUGGGAACAGCAGUACUACAUAACUACCUCACAGAGCCCCAGAGGGACUGCCCGAGCUUCUGCCUCCAGUCCAGCCUUCCCCUCCUCCUCCUGGCUCAGGGGUGGGGAGUCCCCUUUCCCCCCUGAAGUGUGGGUGGGGAGAUCCUAGUGGCUUUUGCCGUUCAGACCCCG